Messenger RNA from Trichobilharzia regenti, 3648 nucleotides. NCBI's taxonomy places the organism in Eukaryota, Metazoa, Platyhelminthes, Trematoda, Strigeidida, Schistosomatidae. The record is from the annotation of a GenBank genome assembly.
AUGCAAAAGGAUUCAAUGAAUAGAAAUGAAAAUAAGUUAAAGCAAUGGUUUAAUCGUACCUUUAAAUUGAAUGUAAAACCGAUAAAUAAACUACCGACUCCUUCAUUCACGCUACCACGUUCAGUAAAAGAAGUCGAAACCAACUGUUAUCUAAAUCAACAAGCUUUAACAUUAAAAGGGUUAACAUUUCAUCAAAAACAUUCAGGUCCAAAUGAAGCACCGAAAUUUAUCGGUCUGUUACAAUCAGAAUAUCAUAUUCAUCCUGUAAAAAAUGAUGAUAAUGCAUCAAUAUCUGAUCAACAAGAUAUGCUGAUUAUAUUUGAGCCAAUUUUAUUAUAUUGCUAUGUUCAGUCAACUGCACAAGACGUGGUGUUCAUAUGGCAGAAAGACUCUGUUGAAAUACAUCCUAGUGAUAGAAUCGAUAUUUUGUGUCAGGAUACAGCAACCCAAUUAAGAAUUAGUUGUCCUAACAUAUCAGAUGAUGGAAAUUAUGAUUGUAUAGCAGUGAAUCCUGAAGGAAAAUGUUCCACUCACACACGAAUUUUUAUUGAAGUACCAAAAGAACCAAAAAUAUCAGUGAAAUCUAUGCCAGAAGGUAUUCAGCUGAAUGACACUGGAAUUUCCCAAAGUAAAGAUAGUGUUAUUCCUGUUGAAAAGCCAAGAAAACUCCACAGUAUUGUUACCCAUCAUGGACCAUUGGAACGUUUAAGCCUUCGACGAACAGUAUGCUACUCAAAAAGCUUUAUCAAUACAAAGAGAAAUGACAUGAUAUUUAAGUGCAACAAUUUCCCGUCAAAAUUCAACUCAUUCUCUGCAUGUGAAAAUAUUCUCCUUUCAAAUGAAAAACACAUAGGUAGUAGACGAUAUUUAGAAGAAGACACCAGAGGAUGGAAAUACAACUCAUUUCGUUAUCUACGCAGUUAUGAUUUAAAUCAAACACAUGAACUAAUUCAAGCAUUUGAAAACACUAAGCAAUUUAGCGAUAUAACUAACAAUGGUUUAAGUGCACAGAAAUUAAUGUCAAUCAAAAAUUACAUCAAUUCACGUCAUCCUUAUCCUAUCAGAUCUAUUAAUAAUUCUAAUCCGAAGGUUAAUCACAAUAAUUUACCUAACAGAGAUGAAAGUUUGUCAUCAAGAAAGGAGUUGAAAGAGUUGAAUACAUGCAAAAGACGUCAUCAGUCCAGUAUUCUGCUGCCUAUCCUGCAUACAGAUUUAUCACAACAUCAGUAUUUUUACUAUCAUGAACAACAAGAUGAAAAUUCUGUUAAUCAUAAAAAAUGCAAUGUAAGAAAACGUCGAUCAUAUGAAACUGAUUCAUUUUGUUCAACGAAAAGUGGGAAUCCAUGGAAACUGUUACCUAAAACCAACAGCAGUAGUCAGCCAAGAAAACAAGGUCCCAAUCAAAUACAACGAACAGACAGUAUAGCUAUGUCAAAGAGUUCAACUACAUCCAACGUGAAAUCACUCAAUGAUAUUAUAUUCUCCUCUAAUUUAAUCAACAUUGGUCAUAGAUCAGGCACAGGUUCUACUAUAUCAGAUAUUAAUCAGUAUUCAGGUUAUCAAUCAUCACAAAGAUCAUGGAGUGAUAUUGAUUUAAAUCCAUUCAGUCAUACAAAACUUAUUGAAGUACGAUAUUUAAAUGAACCGAAUAAAGAGAAUCAGAAAGACUCUAUCAGUAGUGUUGUACAAGAAAUUGUAAUGCAAUAUGUGGAAGCAUCCAAGGGUCUACAAGCAUCAGUUUUUGAAAAUGAAGAAUAUGACUACAGAUUCCCGGAUAAAGAAGUUAUCAAAACAUCGGAACAAAGUAAGAUUACAGAUUCAAGAGCGGAACUUUCAAAUGAAGAAAGAGAGAACUGUGAACAGAAAGAAGAUUAUAGUUUGGACAAUAAGCGGGAAGUAGUUUCAAUUCCGCCUCUUUCGUCUACUUUAAAUGGAGAUGGAAAAAGUAAUGAAUCCAUUAAUCAUGUAUCAAAAAGUCUGAAUCUUUCAGACUGUGAUGAAUCAGAGAAUCAACGAGUUUUAGACUGUUCUAAAAUCAAUCCAUGUGCCUUGACUACAAAUGAAAAGCCUGUGGACACAUCCUCUCCGCCAACAUAUCAGAGUUCAUCGUUGGACAAAAAAAUCUGUGUUAAACAGAAUAACUCUCUUGAUAAUGAUAAUAAUAAUAAUAAUGAAUAUUCAUGUGGAAAAGGAUACUAUAACUCGCUAGAAAAUUUUCGAAAACUCCAGAGAUAUAAAAAUAACAUUACAUCAGCAUCGUUGUCUAAUAUAAAAAGUGGUUCACCUACAGAACCAGUAAAUAAGGCGUUUGUUUAUGAUGCAGCUGAAUUAGUAAGUAAAACAGUUGAGAGUACAACUUGUCAUCAAAAAGAACAUGGUAAAGAGAGGUUGAAACGAUCUGGAGCGAUUAGAAAAAAUUCAAGGGAGCAGCGUAAAUUCACUGACCGAGAAAACAAUACCCUUCAAACAAUUGGAAAAAAUGAUAAAAUUUGUAAAAGUGGCAGUAUUACCUCUUUGAAUUCAACAGCUUCUGCUAUUGAUACUACUGUCAGUCCUAAAAUAAGUAGUGAUAUUCCGCAUCAUAAAAAUCAUGAACUUGAUAAGGCAGUUAUUCAUCCUGAUAUUCAUGAACUGCAUCACAGUCAUCAAAGUAAAAUACGUGAAUUAAUACAAAAAUUUCAAACACCAUCUAGAACGACUUGUAUAUCUCCAAGUAAGCAAGUUAUCAAUCGUAUACCAAGAUUUAAGAAACAAUUAGAAGACAUGAAAAAUGAUAACAAUAACUUAACUAAAACUAAUGAGCCAGUUGACAGUAUGUUUUAUAGUACCAUUGGUGUAGGUAAUAUUAUUACAAAAGACAUUCUCAAUAACUCACGCAAUACAAGUGUUCGUUCUAAAACAUCUUCAUCCUCCUCAUCAUCACCUCCACCAUUACAGUGUCUUAUGCCGGCUAUUAAAACCACACCAGCCGAUCGUGACUCCUCAGGAUUGCCUACUACCAAUAAUAUGCAGCGAGAUAACCAACAUGAGCAUUGUCAAAUACACUCGGUUACAAAGACUGAUUGUCUUUCAUUCACUUCAAAAGAUCAAAAAAUUGGCAGACAGAAUGGUCAAAUUAAAAGAAGUUGUGAAUCUGUUUGUCAAAAUACUUCAAGUAAAAGCAAUAUAAAUAACAUUGAUGAUUCAAAUUCAUUUAUACCGUCUGUCAGAAAGUACUCUGCUUAUUCUCAUGAAGAAGUAAAACAAAGUCAGUGUAAAAUUGUUAAGAAAGAAGCGUAUAAAAAUCAAAGAGAAUCAACCCCAGAAAGUAAUGAUGCCAAAAUGAUAACAUUAGUAACAAAACACUCAUCAAGUCGUCAGUCGCUUGUUUCUCAAAAUGUAUCACUUCCAAAUGCGACGUCGAAUCAAAUGCAUUCAAAGUUAUGUACAGACGCCAAAGCAGUUGUAAAAUCGGACAUCUGUAGUUCUAUAGAAGCAUCGAAUAAACAUUAUGUUAAAUGUGUAAGCGAAGAAGUUACAUUUACAUGUAAAGAAGAUGAAACUGAACGCAUUGAAUAUCCGUUAAAAAUCAGUACAAUCAAGAACAUAAAUCCUGUGAUCAUUAUGAAGAAAUUGGAGUGCUUGGUUAUGGUACAUAUGGACACGUGA